GUGGCUUGGGGGACGGGGCUUGCAGACCGCGGAGUUGGGUGGUGCUUUGAACAGGGAGGGAAAACCCAAGCAGCAAACGCAAUCAAUCGCAGUUUGUUUCGCUUCUCCCCCAGCGAAGCAGGGGGGUGCAGCACAGCUCCGGGAGGAGUUAGAGCGCUUCACGCCUGAGAAUCCGACGGCGGGAGUGGGAUCGCCGUGACACUCCGCAGCAACCGCUGCAGGGCUUCCCCGACUCCUCUUCCCCCAGUAAUUCCUGCUGAAAUGCGGUGCCCGACUCUGGCAUGAGCCCCACCCACCCCCAUCAGGAGGAGCGCUGCCCAGGCAUCACCGCUUUCCCUGGCCGGAGAUCGGCGUUGGGAAGAAAGAGCUGUCGCCGCGGAGCCGCCGCUCUCAGCAACGCCAGCUGCCGGAGUCGGGACGGUUUAUCACACUGGAAGCAUGGCUACAAGUGCUGUUCCCAGUGAAAACCUCCCUACAUACAAGCUGGUGGUGGUUGGAGAUGGCGGCGUGGGGAAGAGUGCUCUCACCAUUCAGUUUUUUCAGAAGAUCUUUGUGCCAGACUAUGACCCAACUAUUGAAGACUCCUAUCUGAAGCACACAGAAAUAGAUGGGCAAUGGGCAAUUCUUGAUGUUUUGGAUACUGCAGGCCAAGAGGAGUUCAGCGCAAUGCGGGAGCAGUACAUGAGGACUGGAGACGGUUUUCUUAUAGUCUUCUCAGUGACAGACAAAGCUAGCUUUGAGCAUGUGGACCGCUUCCACCAGCUGAUCCUCAGAGUCAAGGACAGAGAGUCCUUUCCAAUGAUUUUGGUGGCAAACAAGGUUGACCUAAUGCAUUUACGAAAAAUUACAAGAGAACAGGGAAGAGAAAUGGCAACAAAACAUAAUAUUCCCUAUAUAGAAACUAGCGCCAAGGACCCACCUCUGAAUGUUGACAAGGCCUUUCAUGAUCUCGUGAGGGUAAUAAGGCAACAGAUCCCAGAGAAAAGCCAGAAGAAGAAGAAAAAGACCAAAUGGCGAGGGGACAGAGCUACGGGCUCCCACAAACUCCAGUGUGUGAUUUUGUGACAGAACUGUGUGGGAGUGCCUUGGAUGCCUCCUUUCCCCACCUUUGACCCACUGCUGACCCAGGCGAGGAGCAGCAGCAGCGCAAUGCCCAGGUGGCCCCACUGCCCUUCCAGGCUCCCCAUGGUGGCUGGGGCUCAGAGGAGGUGGCUCAUGGGGGUCCAGACCCUCACAGGGGGACAGCAUGUCAGGAGCCAGUGUGGAAGCCACAUGGAUGGGAGGCAGAAGGGACAAGCAGGACCUUGACUCCCGAACAUCCCCAGUGCCUUCCAGGGGCCUCCAUGAUGUUUAUUUGGGGGAAAAAAGGGGGGGAAAAAAAGCGGGGGGGAGGGGGCAGAGAAAAAUAAAAGAAAGGUGUUGAUUUUCUCUGCAAACAUUUCUCCUUGUGACACAUUUCUGAACAGCCUUGAAUAGCCCCCCGGUUUGGUACAGUUGUUUGUGUAUGUGUAGGGGAAGGGAAAGGGCUUUUCUUCAUAUUUUUUUCUCUCCUCUUCUCCUUUUUCAAUGUUUGCUCAGUGAGUGUUGGGUUGCAAAGAAACACGGCUGGGGUAGAUUUUUUGCACUGAAUUCUCUCUUAGGCAGCAGUGCCAAAACACAACUUCAUAUGAAAGUGCAUAGAUUUGAAGGAAGAAAAUGAAUUCCAGCUGCUCUGGGUGCUCCAGACAUUGUGUCAGACUCUGGAAGGCAGCCAGUUCACAGACCAUAAACUCCAGCUUAGGAAAGGAGGUUUGGGCUUGGAUUAUAUUUUUUUUUCUUCCCCUUUGUCAAGAGGUUCUGUUUCUGUUUUGUAAUUUGGGGCAUGUUAAAGUUAAGGUGUUUUGUUAACCUGGAAGUAUUUAAAUUAAAGUGCUUUACAAAUGGAA
Molecule: messenger RNA, 1925 nt
Organism: Pogoniulus pusillus (Red-fronted tinkerbird)
Lineage: Eukaryota; Metazoa; Chordata; Aves; Piciformes; Lybiidae
Gene: MRAS
Product: muscle RAS oncogene homolog
Exons: 6
Coding region: 439-1065 (208 amino acids)
Biological process (GO): Ras protein signal transduction
Cellular component (GO): plasma membrane
Molecular function (GO): GTP binding; GDP binding; GTPase activity
Source: RefSeq, a predicted model, not a curated record